Euleptes europaea (tarantolino) is the source of this 1207-nucleotide messenger RNA. It is a transcript of the gene NFKBIE, whose product is annotated as NFKB inhibitor epsilon. The transcript is spliced from 6 exons. The record is from RefSeq and is a predicted model, not a curated record. Gene Ontology annotation, molecular function: protein binding. Lineage: Eukaryota; Metazoa; Chordata; Lepidosauria; Squamata; Sphaerodactylidae. Gene Ontology annotation, cellular component: cytosol. Bases 1 to 1107 code for a protein of 368 amino acids. Gene Ontology annotation, biological process: cellular response to lipopolysaccharide; signal transduction.
AUGUCGGGGACUCGCGGCGUCGAGGGCAAGGAGGCGGGCGGCGGCUCGGAGCUGGAAGACGGGCAGUGCGACUCGGGCUUCGGCUGCAGCCGCUCCCUGCCCGGCGAGCCCCGGUCGCCCUCGGCGGCCCCCGGGGUGGGAAGGGGCGCCGGCCCCCCGGGCCCGGGCCAGGCAAGGGCGGACGCCUCCUCGGAGGCGGAGGAGAGGCUCGACUCCAGCUACGGCUCCUCGUCUCUCGUCGAGGCCUUGCGGGGGCUGGGGAAGGCUCCCGAAAAGGAGGAGGAGGAGGAGGAGGAAGAAGAAGAAGAAAGGCUCCGGCGGCCGCAGCUGGAGACUUGCCCUUUCGUCUCUGAAGACGGAGACACGCUACUGCACCUGGCGAUCAUCCACGGUAUGCACUCUAUAGCACUCUGCUGCAUUGCCCAGUUGCCCAUGGAAGUCUUGGAGAUGCAGAAUGACUUAUUCCAGACCCCGCUACAUCUGUCCGUGUACCUGCAGCAGUCUGAUGUGGUGCAAGAAUUAGUUCUGAAAGGGGUGAACACAGCAUUACAGGACCGCAAUGGAAACACCCCACUACACUUGGCCUGUGAGCAGCAGAGCCUGGACUGUGCCCUGCUGCUGCUGCUGCAGCCGGAGCCGGUCUUUGGCAGGCCCUCGGAGUCCAGGAGAGCCCUACAAUACCUGCAGCUUCAGAACUGGCAAGGCUUGACCUGCCUGCACAUCAGCACCUUAAAAGGCAAUCUGCAGCUGAUGGCACUGCUGGUGAAGAACGGGGCUGACAUAAACGUUCAGGAUGGUACAAGUGGAAAGACGCCUCUUCACUUAGCGGUGGAGAACCAUGACGAGAUGGCUGUGAAGCACCUUCUGCAAAUGGGAGCCCAGGUGGAUGCUCGGAUGUACAACGGCUGCACCCCGCUUCACCUAGCUGUAGGCAGGAGAGACGCUACCAUUGCUGCCAUCCUCUGUCACUCGGGGGCAGACACCUUGCUGAGGAACAUGGAGGACGAGACAGCCCAGGACCUGGCUGAUGGCAACGAUGAUAUACUUACUCUCCUGCCUUUUGAUGACUUGAAGAUCUCUGGGAAGCCUGUGGUGUGUUCCAGUUGAGCAUCCUAAGACUUGAAUUAGGUCGUCACCUUUUUGGGAGAUGGUGGGCCAGAACACUGCUGCUGCUACAGGUUGACCAGACCAGAGCUGGCUCCCAGAA